Messenger RNA from Scaptodrosophila lebanonensis, 996 nucleotides. Its product is annotated as protein angel-like. The transcript has a single exon. Lineage: Eukaryota; Metazoa; Arthropoda; Insecta; Diptera; Drosophilidae. The record is from RefSeq and is a predicted model, not a curated record. Bases 1 to 996 code for a protein of 331 amino acids. Gene Ontology annotation, molecular function: 3'-5'-RNA exonuclease activity.
AUGAACGCUUCGUACGACUUCAAUCGCCACUGGAUCACGGUGCCGCGCAACGGCCCCCGUAGUCCUGCGCCGGUCUACAAGCUAGUCUCGUACAACAUAUUGGCGCAGGAUCAGCUGCUGCGCCACAUGACUUCCUAUGCUGGCAUCGACAGCCAACUGUUGAGCUGGCGCCGCCGCCUGACCAACCUGCGCCGCGAGCUGGACACGCUUAACUCUGACUUGCUGUGCCUUCAGGAGGUGCAGUGCAAUCAUCUGCCGCAGAUUGUGGCACGUCUCAAGAACGGGGUACGCCACUACGACUAUGUCUACCAGCAGAAGCUGGAGGACCGCUCGGAUGGCUGCGCCAUACUCUACGACAAACAUAAAUUUCUCUUGGCAGACAAUCGGGCGCUCGCCUGUCAUAUCGGCAACAGUGGCGACUCCACCCGGGGCGCUCAUCAGAGCACCACAGAUCCAUGCCGUGAGUACUACGCUCUAAUGGCCAAGUUCAAAUUACGCAGCCAAACGCCGCAAGCGGAGCCGAAACCGGAACGCGAGCUCAUUGUUGCUAAUGCACACAUGUUGCAGUGGGAGGCCUCUAAGCCAGAUAUACGUCAGGCCCAGGUGAAGCAUCUGCUCAAGGGCAUGGCCGACUUCUGCUAUGACAACGGCUCGAAGAUGCGCAACCCCAUUCUUCUGGCCGGCGAUUUCAAUUUCGAGACCGAGUCUGAGGCCUAUGCUAUAUUGACGGCACGCACCGCCUCCUUCAGGCACCCGCUCCAGAUGGUAUCUAUAUACGGGCACAACAACAGCACUGCCACCACUUGCACACCCACUCUGGGCUGGACCAAUGCCGAUCACAUGUUCUUCUCGCGCGGCAACCAGCGUCACGAGCUGCGCAUCUGCAGCUACUACAAGCUGCCGCGCAUGCGCAUCUGCGAGCGCAUCGGCGAGCUGCCGAACAAGUAUCUGGGCUCCGAUCACUACUGUCUGGGUGCCACUUUUACUGUGGAGUAG